Molecule: messenger RNA, 1388 nt
Organism: Triticum dicoccoides
Lineage: Eukaryota; Viridiplantae; Streptophyta; Magnoliopsida; Poales; Poaceae
Exons: 1
Coding region: 306-776 (156 amino acids)
Source: RefSeq, a predicted model, not a curated record
AGAAAGAACAUCAGAAUGGCAUCUCCAGAGUUGAACGCGCGCACGCACACAAUGGACAAUACAGGUCGACGCGGCCAGCUAGCGGCACCAAGCCGCCAACUACCUCCAACGCUAACUACCUCCAGCUAGCGACACCAAGCCGCAACGGUGCACCCCGCAGCCCGCGCUUGACCCGUCGCGAUACCGAAGCCCAUAGAACCAACGUGCUAUAUAAUCACAAGCCGUAUCGAGGGGCUUCUCGUCUCCUCAUUCCGCCCCCAGCGUCCUUCCUUCAGCGCGCCGCCGCCGCCGUGCUGUUAUUGCCGAUGGAAACCUCUGGACGACACGGCGCCUCCGGCUGCUACACCCCUCCCGCGGCAGACAGGCUCUGGAGGCAGCGCUCCUCUCCCGCAGCUGUUGUGUCCGCCUUCUUGCCGUGCGGCGGCGACGGUGGCCAGGCGCGAAGAAAGAUCAGGAGCGCGCGUCUGGGUGGGAAGGUCGGGCACCGCAACGGCGAGGAGGCGGAGUUGGGCCCUGCUGCCUUGCCAGGCGGCAUGGGGUUCGCGCGAGCGCUGUGGAUGCAGAUCGUCACCAAGGUGAUGAGCCGGAGGGGUUCCUCCGUGAAGGAGCGGUACGCGCAGGAGGAUUACGAGCAAAACUUCGACGAGGGCGGCGCGGCUGGGGAGCCCGAGAACCUCCCGCGGUCCUUCUCCGCGCGGUACGCCCGCCGGCGUCCUGCUGGGAUGGCGUUCUCGGAUGUAGCUCACCGCCUGCGUUUGCAUCCUGAUUGUGGGUAAUUAAAUCUUGUGAGGAGUUUGUGGACACGAGAAACGAUCACGUCAUCGACUCAUGGGUGUAGCUCAGACUGGUCUUGUCUUUGGAAAAGAAAAUACGACCAUACGUACACAUGAGGCCUUCAGCUCAGACUUCUCAGGGCAUGUACAAUGGUGGCAUAUUAAUACAUAUGCCUCAUGACAAAAGGUAAUUUGAAGUAUCUACAUUUUAUUUUUCUUCCCAAUGUAAGCUAUCACUAAUGUGCCUUAUAAAAAAAUAAAAAAUAAAGACUUUAAUACACAUGCAUCUCUACUUUUCACUUCAACCUUUGUCACCGGACCACACUUUUUCUCUUCAAGCACCCGCCUCCAAGAGAGGAUCCUGCUUCUCUAUCCGAACCUACUUUACGUCAUAUCCCAUCCUACAUGGCAUGUGAAGCAUCACCUUGAGGCUAUGCAUUGUACAUGCCCUCAGGGCGAGGGCAUGGCCAACGGUUAGCCCGAGACGUGCUGCCUCGCUGGCCAGCUAGGCUUGGAUGCCAAUGUGGAUCAAAAUCUAAUGUCUUAAAUGUGUUAGUGUUGCCUCAGAAAAGUUGACCGCUUUGGUGAAAAAAUGAGGAGAGCGAGGAAAAAAAA